This is a messenger RNA of Knipowitschia caucasica, 2202 nucleotides long. The record is from the annotation of a GenBank genome assembly. Lineage: Eukaryota; Metazoa; Chordata; Actinopteri; Gobiiformes; Gobiidae.
AUGUCUCUUUCAUUCGAGGGAAGGGUCGUGCUGAUCACUGGUGCAGGAGGAGGACUUGGAAAAGCCUAUGCUUUAGCUUUUGCUGAAAGAGGCGCCUCAGUUAUAGUUAAUGACCUUGGAGGAGAUAUUAAAGGAGGUGGAAAGAGUUCUGCAGCGGCUGAUAAGGUGGUGGAAGAGAUAAAGGCCAAAGGAGGAAAAGCAGUGGCCAACUACGAUUCUGUUGAAGAUGGAGAAAAGCUAAUUCAAACUGCGCUUGAUGCGUUUGGGAGAAUAGAUGUUGUGGUCAACAAUGCGGGCAUCCUUCGAGACCGGUCGUUCGCCAGGACCAGUGAUGCAGACUGGGAUAUUGUCCACAGAGUACACUUGAGGGGCUCCUUUUUGGUGACCAGAGCAGCUUGGAAUCAUAUGAAAAAACAAAAGUUUGGCAGAAUCAUCAUGACCACUUCUGCUGCGGGGAUCUACGGAAACUUUGGGCAAGCUAACUACAGCGCGGCCAAGCUGGGAAUGCUCGGACUGGCGAAUACUCUGGCCAUUGAAGGGGGAAAAUACAACGUGCAUUGCAACACCAUAGCUCCCGUGGCUGGAUCUCGCCUGACAGAGACCGUGAUGCCUCCAGACCUGCUGGAGAAUCUAAAGCCUGAGUAUGUGGCUCCUCUGGUCCUUUGGCUCAGUCAUGAGGAUUGUCUGGAUAACGGCUCACUGUUCGAGGUUGGUGCAGGAUGGGUUGGAAAAUUGCGUUGGGAGCGAACAAAAGGGGCCAUUGUGAGACAUAAGACCCACCAGAUGAGUCCAGAGGAUGUGAGAGACCAGUGGGACAAGAUCAGUGACUUUACAAAUGCAGAUAAGAUCUCCACAGUUGGAGAGUCGCUCCAAACGUUGGUGGGUGUUCUGUCUGAAGUGGAGUCUGGGGGAGACAUCGGAGCCCCUCCCACCUCUGCAGCUGCCACUUCAGAACACGUAACUGAUUCACCAGUGGGAUACAAAAUGGCUCCGUCACAGUUCACCUACAGUCACACACAGUGCAUCCUCUAUGCUCUGGGGGUGGGCAUGUCCACCAAGGACCCUGACGCUCUCAGGUUUUUGUAUGAGAACCAUCCAGAGUUUAGCUGCCUCCCAACGUUUGGAGUCAUCCUUGCCCAAGAUGCCUUGAUGGGGGGAGGCCUGAGCUCCGUGCCUGGACUCAACUUUGACCCAACGCGGUUGUUGCACGGAGAGCAGUACUUGGAGAUCUUCAAACCACUGCCCACUUCAGGUACCCUGACGGUUCACGCAACUAUAGCUGAUUAUCUGGACAAAGGAUCUGGUGCUGUCCUCCUAUUGGACGUAAACGCCUACAAUGGAAAUGAACUAAUUUGCUUCAACCAGUUUUCAAUCUUCCUGGUUGGAGCUGGAGGUUUUGGCGGAAAGAGGAGCUCGGACAAAGCCAAACCGCUGGUGCUUCCGCCUAAACGUGCUCCAGAUGCUGUGAUGGUCGACGCCACCACCAGAGACCAGGCUGCCUUAUACCGCUUAAGUGGCGACUGGAACCCUCUUCACAUCGACCCGAGUUUUGCAGCGAUGGGAGGUUUCAAGCAGCCAAUCCUCCACGGCCUGUGCUCUUUCGGUUUUGCGGCCAGACAUGUCCUACAGCAGUACGCCAACAACGACCCAGCCAGAUUUAAGGCCAUCAAGGUGCGUUUCCUGAAGCCAGUGCUGCCGGGACAGUCUCUCCAGACAGAGAUGUGGAAGGAGGGCAACCGGAUACACCUCCAAUGCAAAGUGAAGGAGACAAACGACAUUGUUCUCUCCGGCGCCUAUGUGGAUUUACACCCAGCUUUGGACGCUGCACCCGAAAAACUCCCGGAGACAGGAGGGCUGCAGAGCGAGCUGGUGUUCGCGGAGAUUGGCCGGAGGGUUAAAGAUGCGGGCGCCGAGCUGGUCAAAAAGGUCAACGCAGUGUUUGGAUGGGAGAUCACCAAGAACGGGCAGAACGCGGCGCAGUGGACCAUUGAUCUGAAGAGCGGCAGCGGGUCCGUGCACAAAGGGCCCUACAGCGGAAAGGCCGACGUAACCUUCACGGUGUCUGACGACGACUUCAUGAGCGUGGUGCAGGGCAAACUCAACCCCCAGCAGGCGUUCUUCGGGGGUAAGCUGAAGAUCAGAGGAAACAUCAUGCUCAGUCAGAAGCUGGAGGUCAUCCUGAAGGACCACGCCAAGCUCUAA